GACAGGUCCCAUUUAUUUCUCCUCUUGGUUUUUGCUUCCUGGGCAGUGUUAGAAGCCAGCCAGAUUGACCUCUAGUUAGCCCUUAGAGCCCAAUGCUUUUUAAUUACACAGUUGCCCCGGUGGAUUGUGGAAAUGGGAAUAGAGGUUAAUUUGUGCAGUCCACUGUGGUGACACAGCCUCAGGAUGUGGCAAAGAUCCACUUGAGCUGAAUCUUUUUAUGAGGACACUGGUCUCUUCUUACAGGUGCCCAUCCUUCUUUAAUAGUACGUGUGGCUUGACUUGACCUUGUGGCUCUGUUGACAGGGACCGCUGAUGACUCCUCUAAGUCAAGAUGUCCAUUGUUCUUCCAAAACUUGUAUAUGCUGGGUUCUAUGGUCAACAUGGUUGUAGUUUGUAAGGAAGAAGGAAAAGAAAGGGAGGUGAGGAAGGGAAGUAGACCCCUACCUGGCUUGUUCUGAAGUGGAAAUGGCACACUUGAAAUUGAUUCCGAAUGAGGAGCUAAAAGAACAGCAGAGCGUCCAUUCAGCCUGGGGAAAUUACCUUAGCAGACAGGCCAGAGAGAGCUCUACUGUAUCUAACUCACACUAUAACUCAGUUUUAUUCCCUUAGAGCCCAACUCUUUGAACUAUCAGCCUAACGGGAGCGGUUUUAGAGAAUUGAGAAGAAUUCAUGGUGACGGUGUGACCCCAACUUUCUCCAACGACAGACAACCCAGAACAAGAUGGUAUUGACUUCAACACACUGCUGCAGAGCAUGAAGGACGAGUUUCUCAAGACGUUGAAUCUGUCAGACAUUCCCCCACAGGACACAGGCAGAGUGGAUCCGCCGGAGUACAUGCUGGAGCUCUACAACAAAUUCGCCACGGACCGGACCUCCAUGCCAUCUGCUAACAUCAUCCGGAGCUUCAAGAAUGAAGAUCUGUUUUCUCAACCAGUCAGUUUCAAUGGGAUCCGGAAGUAUCCUCUCCUCUUCAACGUGUCCAUCCCUCACCACGAAGAGGUCGUCAUGGCUGAACUGAGGUUGUACACGCUGGUGCAGAGAGAUCGUUUGAUGUAUGAUGGUGUGGACCGUAAAAUAAUCAUCUUUGAGGUUCUAGAGAGUGCCGAUGGUAGCGAGGAUGAGAGGAGCAUGCUGGUCUUGGUAUCAACAGAGAUCUACGGAACCAACAGUGAGUGGGAGACAUUUGACAUCACGGAUGCCACCAGACGUUGGCAAAAGUCAGGCCCAUCAACCCACCAGCUGGAGAUCCACAUCGAAAGCAGACAAAACCAAGCUGAGGACACCGGAAGGGGACAACUGGAAAUAGAUAUGAGUGCUCAGAAUAAGCACGACCCUUUGCUUGUUGUGUUUUCUGAUGACCAAAGCGGUGACAAGGAGCAGAAAGAAGAGCUGAAUGAACUGAUCUCCCACGAGCAGGAUCUGGACCUGGGCACCGAUGGUUUCUUUGGUGGGCCUGAUGAAGAGGCUCUCCUGCAGAUGAGGUCAAACAUGAUCGAUGACUCUACCGCUCGGAUCAGGAGGAACGCCAAGGGGAACUACUGCAAGAAGACUCCACUGUACAUCGACUUCAAGGAGAUCGGCUGGGACUCCUGGAUCAUCGCGCCUCCUGGUUACGAGGCCUAUGAGUGCCGCGGUGUGUGCAACUACCCUCUGGCGGAGCACCUCACACCUACGAAACACGCAAUUAUCCAGGCCUUGGUCCACCUCAAGAAUUCCCAGAAAGCCUCCAAAGCCUGCUGCGUGCCCACGAAGCUGGAUCCCAUCUCCAUCCUCUAUUUAGAUAAAGGUGUUGUCACCUAUAAGUUUAAAUACGAAGGAAUGGCCGUGUCUGAAUGUGGCUGUAGAUAGGGGAGGAGAGGCGUCCCAUAGCUUAUUUAAUAACUGCAAAUGUGUAUAUUUUGUGAUCUAUUUAAUGAGACUAUUUAAUGAAGGUGUACAGAUAAUAGAGGUGCCAUUAGGAACUGGGCAGGUCAGUGUGCUGUAGGAAAUUUGCAUUUUGCUGAAUAAUCCUGUCCCGCCCAGUUAUCUUCUUUGGAUUCUCCUUUCCCAGUGAUACCAUCUCUAAUGACAAAACACAGGCCCGUACCACUUAUCCCUUCAGUCUGUUUGGAAAGAGCCAGCCAUACAGGAAAUAGCGUUAACACGCAAAUAUUUGUGCACGUUCAUGCAGGUACACGUGAACUUAGGAAAAUCUUUUUGAGCAGCAGCGGCAGACUAUAUCUGUACAUGUGAGUGGCUUCCUUCAGAAUGUAUGCAUUAUAGGAUAUGGGAUUUAGGCCCAGAAAGUUCAUAUCGGGAGUUUAGCCAUCUAGAGAAGUGUAUUUUCCAAAUGUUCUGGGAAUGUAAAUGUAGUUCUCUGCACUUGUAUCCGCCAUGGCUCAGAGCAGUGGACUUGAUGAGCCUGCUGCAGGUUCAAGAUGUGGAUGGGGUUGUCAGAUCCGCAAAGCAAACGGCCAUGCCAGGCAACGGUGCCAGAGAUGCCCUUGGGAUAUCAAAGAAUGGGCCCCUGGGCCAUGUACUCCUGAGGAGACUACCUGGUCAAGAAAGAUGGGAUUGGGGGGAUGGGGUGUUUCAGGACUGGUCCUCCCUUAGUCAACAGGAGGCAAGGCCACAUGUGCCAGCCCUUAGUGCUACAAAGGGCCAUGGAGGUGGUGGAGGGAGAGACGGGGGAAGGGCACGGAUGUCCUCAGGUGUGGUGGUAAAACCAUCAUAAUUCUAAUGGGAUAAUUGCAUCUUUUUGGACAAAAUAAAAAGAUCCAAGACUAAGAGGACUUGAGAAGGAAGCUGUUUGAUGGGUGCAGUUGAAAAUAUUCCUCGCUUUAUGACCUCCUUCCCUAGCUGGCCACCUCUUCCUUCUCCUCCAUCCUCUUCCCUUUGUUCAAUUUCUGUCCCAUCAUGCCUCUCGUCUUCUUGCCUUUCUCUCCUUCAUCACCCAUGGUGGUGGGCCAGAAGGAGGCACCAGACAUGCCAUGACAGGGGCACCCGAAAGCAUUUUCCCUACGUGUGAGAUCAGCUAGCAAUCUGACUUCUAGACUUAUUCUGGAAAUUUAAACUUGAUUUGAUUUGAGUUACAUACCUUAUGCUACGUUUGUCAUGAGGAAUUCAGAAGACUAGAGUCCAAGCAAAUACACUCAAGCCCAUGAAUUAGCAGAGACACAAGCAGACGACUCAAACGUUGAGCUUGAACUUUGAAAUCAGCCUUGAUCUUGGAAGAAAUCCGCCCCCAUUCUUUUGGCUCCACCCUUCUUUCCAUUUGAAAUUCUUGACAGUCAGGUAGGUUGUAAAACAGAGACCCUGGUGCUGGCCCUACUGCGUUCUGCUAAGAUCCUGGGCCCUGUGUAGGAGGAGCUGGAGGAGGCAGGUCCUGAGUCACCCCAGCAUUAGCACACAAGUGGCAGAGUGACUCCCAUGAGAAGCAGGAAUAUGUCCCCAGUAUAUUGCCAACCCUAUCCUAUUGGUAUAUUAAUAAUAAUUGGUAUAUAUGUUAAUGCUGGGCUAGCUAUUAACUUCCUUUCCAUAAACUUCUUUGGCCUAUAUAUUCAGAUCGUUCUGUCAAGGACAGGUAUUUUAUGACUUUGGACUUCAACUCUGUAUAUCUAGUCAGUCAAAAUAGAAAUCUCAGAGAAGCUGUUGCACUGGAAGUGGAAUAUCUUGAUCCUCAAUGAGAACAUGGUGAAGACGUUGUGUUGGCUGAGAUGACUAGUCAACUAAGAAGCCUCCAUGUUAGCCUCGUUCUGACACCAUGUGUUCGAGUGCAUGCAUGAAUCUGCACGUGCAUAGCUGGCAUUGGUUAGCCAGGCCAGCAACCCUGAGGAAAUGGUACAGCCUUCACACUCUGUGGUACACCACACCAUCCCAUACUCCACGGUACUGCGGAUACUUUCUCAAGGACGCUAUCACAGACAUAAUAAUACAAUUUUAGCUUAGCAGGAAUAGUUUAUUCUAAGUUCUAGUCAUGUCUCAGCUUUGUCAUCUCAAUAGUUUAGAUUUGUCAUGUGAUGCCAAAUGGCUUGCAAACCCCAGGAAAACAGGGCAGCCAGGUCCUCAGAACUGCAUGCUUUCUGGCCACAGAACCGCCACUGACAUUAACAUUCUGAUACUAGAGGUGUCAGCUCUUGUAUCCUGACAUACCCACUGUGCUUGCCCAGGCAGCUCCCAGAGAGACUUUGUUGAGCUACUGAAGAGAGGUGACAGUUGAAGCUGUCGGCAUACUCCACAUGCUGCUAUUAGAGCGCACAUGUAGGCGGUGUCUUCGUGAUGGUCUUCUUGUAGAAAGGUGUGCAGAUAGCCAUGGGUUGGAUGUUCAAGUGUUACUGUCUCCAUUAUUGUUAUGAAUUUGCUUCCUUAUCAGGAAGUGGAGUGGCGAACGCCAUAAAUAGAAGCAUUCCUGGGUUUGUGUCCUAUUCUCCCUUCUCCCAGCACCGCUUGUUGCCUUUCCACUUCACCGACUUAACCUGAAGCCACGGAAUGGGUAGGUUCUCAGGAAAUGGAGACGUAACCGGUGCCUGCCCACGCCAGUCUUGUUUUCUUUUUAUUUCUUAUGCUUUGAUGGAAGAAGCUAAUAAACCCAACGAUUCUUGAGGGAAACUCCAGCAGGGCCGCUCGGCAGCCCCACCUCCCCACCCCCACCCCCACCUGCAUGGUCAUGUAAAAGUUUCUAGACUUCUUACUAUUUAUUGGUUAAUAUAUUUAUUUUUGUAAUAUAGUGUAGAAUAUUAAAUAUUUUAUUUUUAUGCGUGUGACUCCCUCUUGAAUAGAAUAGCCUUUUCUGCAGCUCACAGUGUACCCUUUCCAGGAGUGGAGCUCACUUAGAAUUUACACUCUAUGCCCACCUCUGCUUUUUGCAUCAAACUGUCCUGUUAUUUUAAGGGAUCCGGCCAUGACUUUGUGUAUUUGUGUCUUGUGGGCAAACUGUGAGCCCCUCCUUGUAUCUGCUGAUUUGUAAAUAGCAGAGUUUAACUGAAGUGCAAAUGUUUCUGAGGCAUUUUGUUAAUAAAUGGCGUGCCAUCCCCUAAGUCACCAUGGUUCACUUUAUUGUGAGAGGGAAACUGUGAGUCAUAGGUGAAUACGAUUGUUACUCCAUUAAUGCAAGUGGGAUUUAACUCAACAACCCCCAAAGAAGGGGUCUCUUUUCUGAAAAUGCCCAUUACCUCCCUGAUCUGCCAAUCCAGGCAAACAAUUGUACCAAAAAGUCAGUGCGGUGGCUCCUCAGAGUGGCCCUUCCAGCACCCCACCCUCUCCAGUGUAAAAGUGUUAGUCUGGGAAUUUAAUGAUGAAAUACUUUUUAAAAAUGGUUACUAGAGUUUUACCAUUUUUAUAUUCUUCCUGUGAAAAUUAUGUUCAUCUGAAGGAAUUUAUAUCUCAAUUUUUCCCAAAUUCAUAAGGUGCAGGAGCGUGUAGGCAGUCUCUUGUCACUCAUUUGUAGUGCGGUUCAGAUCCCCUUCCGUCCCCAAGCCCCACUCCUGCCCUCCUCCCUAGAGCAUGUGUGGUAGAAAAGAAACACUGGCUUUCUGUGUGGGUUUUCUUGUUCUCGAAGACAUUUGAUUUUCCACUUGUAGCAAAACGAUGGGGACUAGCACAUGUGGAAACAUAUCUACUCAUGAACACCCGUGGAGAAUGACCAUCUACAGGAAUCAGUCCGUUUCUAUCACACAUGCGCAUGGGUAUUUGUGAGCACCUGACCUAACCGCGGUGGGGAAAUUGAUGCUCAAUCUCGCCAAUAGGCUCCAGAGUAUCCGGGAAAUUAAUUGAUACUGGGACAUGUCGAUUCAGUUGAGCAGCCAUGUUCUUCAGUAAAGCAAGUUCACCAUUCAUGUCCAGAUUACUAGAAGUUAGACUAAAAUGAAUAUGGAAAUAAAUAUUUUACACUCUGUUCAUUAAACAAACGUGUACAGUAGAGUCAUCCUGUUAAAUAAAAUGGAAAAUUAUUUUGACAAUAA
Rattus norvegicus (Norway rat) is the source of this 5939-nucleotide messenger RNA. The record is from RefSeq and is a predicted model, not a curated record. Lineage: Eukaryota; Metazoa; Chordata; Mammalia; Rodentia; Muridae.